AUGGCUGACCAUUCAGAACUCAUCGCCAACUUUGUCGGUGUUGUCGGCUCCACUCCUGAGCAAGCCGAAUUCUACCUCGAGGCCAACAACUGGGACAUCAACGCUGCACUGAGUAACUUUUACGAGGAACCCGAGGCAGCUUCAGCGCCCGCAGCAGGAAGUCGAGGCAGAGCAAAGGCAGCAACCGCACAAGAUGAUGAUGAUGAUGACUAUAUGGAUGAGGAUGAUGAAGAUCUGGAAGAUAUCAUGGCACGUACCACCCCUCGCACCGCCUCAUCAUCUGCUGCUGAAGGGAAGCGCAAGGCCAAGGCGGAUUCGAGCGCAUCAGGACGUAGACAGGGAGGCAUUGCUACGUUCCGCGAUCUGAGCAAGAGCGAGGACGAGGAAGAGGAGGAUGAGGACGAGGACUCACAGAAUUACUUUGCCGGUGGCGAGAAAUCUGGCGUUAUGGUUCAGGGACCCCCAGGAAAGAAGGAUCCUAAUGCACUGGUCGAGGAUAUCUUGAAGAAAGCUGCCAAAGGAGGUCAGAGACACGAAGAGGAGGCUGAGCAGCCUACUCCCAAAAAGUCGUUCUUCACAGGAGCUGGAAACCGUCUUGGAAACGAAGCCGAGAGCUCUACUUCGGUCGCACAGCCUCAAGUUCCUGUGCGAUUAACCCCAUCGCCUGAAGUCCUGGAGACUGUCACACGCAAUCUGACAUUCUGGAGGAACGGAUACAGUCUUGAGGACGGCCCCUUGAUGAGCUAUACUGACCCUGCCAACAGAGAGUUCUUGGAUGCGAUCAACAGAGGACAAGCACCAUUGAAGUACCUCAACAUCAAGCCUGGUCAGCCUGUGGAGAUGAGAGUCGCCAAGCGCAUGGAUGAAGACUACAAGGAGCCACCCAAAGCCCCACCCAAGCCCUUCGAGGGAGCUGGUAACCGUCUCGGCAGCGUAGUAUCCCCUGCUACUUCAAGCUCAAAUACACCUGGAUCCUUCCCAGGCGGAUCAUCUUCCAACGCUCAGGAUAUUCCUACACCACGCACUGUGCAGAUUGACGAGUCGCAGCCUGUGACAUCGAUUCAGAUUCGGUUGGGCGAUGGCGGAAGGAUGGUGGCACGUUUCAACCACACGCAUACAGUGAACGACAUUCGGGGAUACAUCAAUGCGUCGAGUCCGGGCGAGUCCUCAAGAGCAUAUGUGCUGCAGACGAGUUUUCCAAAGAAGGACCUGGAUGAUGUGCACCAGACUAUCAAGGAUGCUGGGCUGAUCAACGCAGUCGUCAUACAGCGCUAUGUUUAA
This is a messenger RNA of Gamsiella multidivaricata, 1281 nucleotides long. RefSeq lists its product as uncharacterized. The coding region runs from base 1 to 1281 and encodes 426 amino acids. Gene Ontology annotation, biological process: autophagosome assembly; proteasome-mediated ubiquitin-dependent protein catabolic process; Golgi organization. Gene Ontology annotation, molecular function: ubiquitin binding. The record is from RefSeq and is a predicted model, not a curated record. Gene Ontology annotation, cellular component: nucleus; cytosol. Lineage: Eukaryota; Fungi; Mortierellomycota; Mortierellomycetes; Mortierellales; Mortierellaceae. The transcript has 7 exons.